CAGAAUUUCCGGGUCACUGUUUCAUGUCUCUGCAUUUGAUAUGAAAUUUAAGCCAGAUUUAUAUCAUAUUGACUUAUUUUUGACAAAAUGAUGCUCCGAAGUGUUCAAGCUCGGUCACCAUUUGUUUUGUUUUGCAGUAAAGUGAACACAGACAGCAGCAUACAUCAUAUAACUUCAGUAUGUAGACAUCAUCUCAGCAAAAAUACAUUUUCAAAGUUGCAUCCGACAAGAAGGGAUAUAAGCUCUCUCACGAGGAGACCCAGCCAACUCUUCCAACGUGUUCAGUCCAGCAAAAUAUCCAAUGUCAGAACUUUGAGCUCAAAAAAGGAUGGGGACAAAGAAGAGGUCUCUGCUGCCACCAGCGGCAACGAAAAGCCAUUUGUGGUGACGACCAAGAAGAGCAAGAAGGAUAUUGCGGAACCGGUGGUGAAGGCCUCUGUGUCUGCUUCGGGAGAACCAGAUCCGCCGUCUGAAUCGAAAGAGGGCAAGUCUCCUGCAGCUGAACGUCUUGCAAACCUGACCAAGGCUAUUGCAUCCUACAAGGAGAGAAGAAGGAAAGUUGAUUACACCAAGAAGUACACAGAUAACAACACAAUCACGGCAGUCAGAGCUAUGAGUGACUACUUACUGAAAUCAAGUGAUCUGGAGCAGCUUAGGAAGACGGUCAGGAGAAGUCCGUACGAUCAGGAAUCAAGUGAAAGGAACAUGAUGGUCUAUCUAAGAUCUGAUGUAGAACAGAAGGCUAUUGAGAUUUGGGGAAGCAUGGAUGCACUUGAAAUGGAGAAGAAGAAGAGGAGAGAAAGAGAUGCUGUAUAUAAAGAGCAUUUGUUUCUGCUCAAGAGGGCAAUGAGGGAAUAUGACUCUUUCUUUGGUCCUAAAGAGCCAACACCAUCAAUCUUUGAGGGUGCUGGUCAGGUUGUGCUGUCUGCAAUAGCCAUCAACACAGGUAACUUUGUGUUCAAGCUGAUGGCAUGGCUCUACUCUGGUUCAUCCAGCAUGUUCUCAGAGGCCAUCCACUCGUUAGCGGACGUGUGUAAUCAGUGCAUUCUUGCCCUCGGUAUCUACCAGUCCUUCAAGAAACCAUCAAGGAAUCAUCCGUACGGGUUCAGCAACAUGCGUCACAUCUCAUCCCUGAUUAGCGGUGUGGGUAUCUUCUGUGUGGGAGCUGGUCUCUCAUUCUAUCACGGUAUCACAGGGUUGCUUCAUCCUGAGCCUGUGCAAUCGCUCUUCUGGUCCUACUGUAUACUGGGAGGGGCUCUGCUUACAGAAGGAGCAACUCUGUCCAUUGCAAUCAAUGCUAUCAGGAAAGGCUCUACUGCCAGAAAGAUGAAGUUUUGGGAUUAUGUGUGGAGGGCUAGAGACCCCAGUGUCAAUGUGGUAUUUAUGGAAGACACUGCUGCUGUUAUUGGUGUGAUCAUCGCUGGUAGCUGUAUGGGGCUCACCUCGAUCACAGGGAACCCCAUGUAUGACUCGAUUGGAGCCUUAGGAGUUGGGACUCUACUAGGAGCCGUGUCUGGUUUCCUCAUCUAUACAAACACCAUGGCCCUGACUGGACGGUCCAUCCCGGAUGAUCAGCUGCUCAAACUCAGCGAGGUCAUGGAGAAUGAUGUCAUGAUUAGAGGUGUAUACGAUGUAAAGGCUACAGACAUGGGCGUAAAUACGAUACGCUUCAAGGCAGAGCUGGACAUCGACGGUGCUGAACUCACAAGAUCGUACCUUGAUACUCAGGACCUGGAAGUCAUUCUUAAGGAGAUUCAGAGCUUUAAGAACUUAGAGGAAGUGGAAUAUUUCAUGCUGAAACACGGAGAGAGGAUCAUUGACCAGCUGGGUGCAGAGGUGGACAGGAUAGAAAAACUCAUCAAGGCAACGGAUCCAGAGGUACGGCAUGUGGACCUUGAAAUUCUCUAAGGUCACAUCUCUUUGGGAUGUCUCUUAUCCUUCAUUGCAUCCAAGAGUGCUGACCGGUGGAUCUACUUGUUUCGUUUGACCAAGGUGUUCCAGCAGUUGUCAGAGACCAAAUGCCAUGUUUCUCGUUCUUCAUUGCAUCCAAGAGCUUUGACCGAUGAAUCUACUUGUUUCGUUUGACGAAGGAAUCUUUAGGUUUUCAAGGAGUCGUCAAAGACCAAAUGCCAUGUUUCUUGUUCUUCAUUGCAUCCAAGAGCUUCGACCGAUAGAUCAACUUGCUUCGUUUGACCUAAGAGUCUUGAGGUGUUCCAGCAGUCGUCAAAGACCACAUGUCAUUAAGUUAACGUCUUUUUCUGCUACAGGUUGAAUCUUCGGCUGCCACAUUGUCUGUGAGUGCAUGUCACAGAUACAUUGUACAUGUAAUAGAAGUAGACGAUGGCAGUCCAAUGAUUGUUCCGGUAGUCGACCGAAGCGGAUAAAGAUAAGGCCCGAGAUAACAUGGGAUGAAGCCACACAGGAUGUGCAUGUUAAGUAAAUAUGAAAGGGUUGUGGUCUGAUCAGGAAAGGUGAAGCUGAUUGGGUUUAGUGUUAAGUAAUAAAGAGAACAUUGAUGGAUAAGAUAGAGAACUACGAUCGACGAGAACGUUGUCCCUCAGAAAUACACACACCAAGACCUGUGCUCACAGAGGCUACCAGUUACCAGGCAGAGUUACCUUUUUCAGAAUAGGAUAUACCAAAGGCAAGACCUGGGGGAAGUUUCACAAAACUUAUCAUCAGUGACAAAUGACAGUUUUUGUUUUAAGCUACUGAAAUCCUUGCUUCUGAUUGGUUAUCAGCAGAUUUAUCACUGAUAUUUGUCAUUUGUCUUUGAAAGAAGGCUUUGUGAAAUGGGUCCCUGGCUUAAUUGUCAUGUUUGGAGUAGGAUGCUGACUGACUUUUUCAAGUUUGAGAAGUUGAAAUGUUGUGGCACAGAUCUUUGGUUGCUGGAGACUUUCUAUUGUGCCAUGUGGGAGUUUGUUGUGCAAGCCAUAAACACAUUUUUCUUACUCUUAGGUAUCAGCAUUAUAUGGAGCCUCAUAUACCGCGAGUGUGAGUCUUUUGACAUUUCCCUCUGUUCA
Molecule: messenger RNA, 3023 nt
Organism: Strongylocentrotus purpuratus (purple sea urchin)
Lineage: Eukaryota; Metazoa; Echinodermata; Echinoidea; Camarodonta; Strongylocentrotidae
Product: zinc transporter 9
Exons: 15
Coding region: 88-1908 (606 amino acids)
Biological process (GO): transmembrane transport; zinc ion transport; positive regulation of transcription by RNA polymerase II
Cellular component (GO): membrane; nucleus
Molecular function (GO): monoatomic cation transmembrane transporter activity
Source: RefSeq, a predicted model, not a curated record